Notechis scutatus (mainland tiger snake) is the source of this 4178-nucleotide messenger RNA. RefSeq names its product heparan sulfate glucosamine 3-O-sulfotransferase 3B1-like. The record is from RefSeq and is a predicted model, not a curated record. Lineage: Eukaryota; Metazoa; Chordata; Lepidosauria; Squamata; Elapidae. Gene Ontology annotation, molecular function: [heparan sulfate]-glucosamine 3-sulfotransferase activity.
UCUAGCCUGGCCGGCAAAGGCGCCUUGGUGCGGUCGGCACUCGUCGGCUCGGCGCUGGGCUGCGAAGGUGCGAGCGAUGCUCCGCUGCUGACCCGUGCCGGCCGGACCCCCACGCAUCAUGCUCCCGGGGUUACCGCCCGCGGGCUGCUGCCUAUGGGCCAGCCGCGCCUGACCGGCGGCCGCCUCCCCGAUGCCCCCGGCCCCCCUGCCUCGUCGCCGCUGCUCCCGCCGGGGCGAAGGAGGUGGUUGCUCCUUCUCCUCUUCAUCAUGCUCGCCUUGUGGCUUUGCAUGGUCUACUCUUGCGUCGCCGGAUCGUGCGCUUCAACUGCGCCGGGGCUGAUGCUGCUGGGCUCUUCGCCGUCGGCUCGGAAAGCGCCCGGUCCGGAACUCAACCAGCUGCUGCUCGCAGCCCGGACGGCCAAGAUCCAGCUGAGAGCGGAGCCGGAGAACGACGAAGACGAAGACGACGAAGAGUUGGGUGGCGGCGGCAGCAGCAGCAGCAACAACAACGGAGUGGCUCCGGAUUCCCCCAGCUUCAUUUCCAGUUUCCUGAAUGGCUCUGGGACUAAGCGGCUGCCCCAGGCAGUGAUCAUCGGCGUGAAGAAGGGUGGGACUCGGGCGUUGCUUGAGUUCCUGCGGGUCCACCCGGACGUGAGGGCGGUGGGCGCCGAGCCGCACUUUUUUGAUCGCAACUACGAGCGAGGACUCACCUGGUACAGGGAACUGAUGCCAAGGACGCUUGAUGGCCAGAUCACCAUGGAGAAGACGCCCAGCUACUUUGUCACUAAGGAAGCACCAGCUCGCAUCUCCUCUAUGUCGAAGGACACCAAGCUCAUUGUGGUGGUGAGAGACCCGGUCACCCGAGCCAUUUCUGACUACACACAAACCCUUUCCAAGAAGCCAGACAUCCCGUCCUUUGAGAGCCUGACCUUCAAAAACAGGACUACGGGCCUGAUUGAUACCUCCUGGAGUGCCAUCCAGAUUGGCAUUUAUGCCAAGCAUCUAGAGAAUUGGCUCCUGUACUUCCCGCUUGGGCAAAUCCUUUUUGUCAGUGGGGAGAGACUGAUCAGUGAUCCAGCAGGCGAGUUGGGCCGCGUCCAGGACUUUCUGGGCCUCAAGAGGAUCAUCACAGAUAAACAUUUCUACUUCAACAAAACCAAGGGGUUCCCAUGCCUGAAAAAGGCUGAAGGCAGCAGCAAACCCCACUGCCUGGGCAAGACGAAAGGACGGACCCACCCCGACAUUGACCAGAAAGUAAUACAAAGGCUGCGAGAAUUCUAUCGGCCAUUCAACAUGAAGUUCUACCAGAUGACUGGCCAUGACUUUGGCUGGGAUUGAUGGCACUUCCCAGAGUCGAUCCCAUCUUUCAGCUUCCUUUCCUCCCAUACAUGUAGAUAGGUCUAUAUGUAAAAUGUACAGAAAUCUAUUUUAUAAUAAUUUAUUUUUUAAUUCUUAAGCAAUUAAUUCACUAAGCUGCCUAACCCCACUGUAGCUUAUAGCUGUGUUGUUUAUUUUGAACAUUCCACUGGGCUGAGUCCUACCAGGUUCAUCAUUGCCUGGCUUCAGCGUAUGCUGGAAAGUGCUUCCAGGUAUUUUCCCAGGAGAACUUUUAAUAUUAAAAAUAAAAAAUAGGGGGGGAAUGGUGAAUAAUGGUUAAGAGACAAUGAGAAAAGCACAAUCUUUAUUAUUAUAAUUAUUAUUCUUUUUUUUUCCGAUACGGGUACUAGGCAUGUCAAAAACAAUUUUGUACAAGGCCUUUCAUAUUGCAUCUCCGGACUUUUUUUUUCCUUCCUAGGUCAAUCCACAGACAUUUGUAUUUUUGUUAGCUUGGAAAUAGCUCAGAAGUAAAAACAAACAAACAAACAAACCUCAGGCAGUUUCUUUCAUGGUUGGGCCUGGUUGUAUGCACAGAAGGAAAUAACUCUCCAGCUAUGGAGUUCUUGCUGUCUCUUGUUCCCCAUUUUUAUUGAUCAGAUCUUAGCAAUUUCCCUUUCCACAGAGGUUUUGUGACACAGUAGACUUUCUGUGAGAUUAGGUACAGCUUAUCUGAUCCUUCAUGUUUGGGAUGAGGAACAAUGCAGGUUUUGCUGUUUUAACUUCUUCCUGUUGAAGAAAUGUGAAGUGCUUACUUGGGAGACAUGACACAGUAUUUAAUUCUUUCAAGCUUAGUUUUCAAGCUGCUGUUAACAGAAGAAGAGUGUGAAGCCUCUGUUUGUUUUCUGAAUCCCACUUUGAUUUCUUACGACUGAUCAUCCUGCAAGUGACAUCCUAUCCCAUGAAACAAGCUAAUACCAUUAGCUCAUUGCUACAUUCAACCUUAUAUGUUGAAUGUGGCAAUGAACUAAAGGCCUUGGUUUGUUUUUAUGGGGCUUUCUUUCCUCCCCAAAAUAGUUUAAAUAUAAGCACAAAAACACAAUAACAUUUGAAAUUAUUUUGAUUUAUAAAUGUUAUAGAUCAGAGGUGAGUGAACAUUUUAUAAGCUUGCUGAAAGAAGUACUAGGGAUGGAUAUUCAGGAAACGUAGUUUAUCCAAACUUCAUCAAAUAAUUCUACAAACCUUUAAGCUACCUUUUGUGUAUAUGCCCAACAGCACUGUUCUACGAUGAGUGUCAAGAGUGAGUUUUUCAGAGUGGCCCCAUCUUUGAGACAAAAUCCAUUGCAUAUUGAGAGAAUUUGUUACUCUUUGCUCUAUCAGAAGUUUUGUUCUCCAUAGGUGUUAGCCUGAGUGCAUUAUAGUAGAGCAGUACAUUAUCUGUUUUUGCUGGCAGAGGGUUGCAGGAGGCCAUUGCAGCUGAAAAUGGAACUUGAGAGGGCCGUGUGCACCCCUUGGAAGCUCCAUUUUUGCUGGCAGAGAUUGCAGGAGGCCAUCACAGCCAGAAAUGGAGCUCGGGGGCCCGUUUUUGCUGGCAGAGUGCUCAGGUUGUCAGAGUGCUCAGCGCCCCCAACAUGAGUGACAUCGAGCUGGCCAUGCCCAACCAGGCCACACUCAAUCUGGCCCCUCAAGGUCAAGCAGAAACGUGAUGUGGCCCUUGAGUUUGACAUCCCUGUAGUAGAGUCAAAAUAACUUCUUAAGGUCCCCAAAACAAAUGUGAAUCAGAUUGAGUGGGAUUAUCACUUGUAUUUCUGUCUUCAGAGAUAACUGGAUUUAGUAAUGAAUCAAUGAGAAAAUUAGUCUGGCAGAUUCCUCAGAGGGAUGCAUGGAUACCCAUACCAAUACAUAUGCAAACACACUUAUACACACUGGCUAAAGGCAUAGAUAUUUUUUGUAAAUAUUUGACCUUUACAUUGGGCUUCUUGGUCUUGAGGAAUUUACUAUAUCUUCUGACAGAAUACAGGCUAUAAGAAGAAAGACAUUUGGGUCAUCUUCUCAUUAGAAGAAGCAGCAUAUGUGAUCACCCAUAUAUACUUCCGUUUAACUCUGAUAUGUAUUUGAUAAACAGAUUAUUUUUUCAUAUGGUCAAUCCAAUGAACAUCCUUUGUUCUGGAACAUUGGAGUGAAUUUUAUUUCUAGGCCUUAUGUUUUCUUUUUCAAAACUUUUUGAUUUUUUGGGGGGGAUGGAACUGCUGAGCGUAUGCUUGGACUUUCUGAUCUCUUUUUUUGGAAUGGGUGAAGGAUACUUUCCUAGUUGCAUAAAGCAUGAUAGGUAUGGUAUCCAUAUAUCUUGUUUUCUGUGUGUGCGUGUUUUUUGAGUGAUGACAUUGCCAUCAAUUCACUGUUAUAACAUUGAACUGCUACUUAUGGCUGAGCAGCCCACUCAAUGGAAACCUUCUGAAGCCAAUUUAUUGAAGAGGCCUUACCUAAAUAUUAAAUAAAGUAGCCACGAGAGGCAUAUAUCAUAUACGAUAUUUGAACUGCAUAGAUGGUAGCCUUCAUAAAUAUUGCCAAUUUUUGUUCCAUUUGCAAGAUUUGGAGGUCUGGUUAUACAUCUUUUCACCCUAUAACAUUAAUUUAUGGCUGAGUUCCAUUCAGCACUUCAUUGUCCUGAUAUUAGCAAUAUUUUUGAGUUUGCUAUAACAUGUUAUGGCUUAGAAUGGUACACUUGUAAAAGGAAACAAAUGACAAGCAAAAACUGUAAAUUGAAUAUUUUGUGGUAUGUACAACACAAAUUAAUUUUACACAGAGGUUUCUAGGAAAAUGGAAUUCUGAUUCAUACUAUUUGAAGAAAUAAAAUAUAUUUU